Molecule: messenger RNA, 372 nt
Organism: Colletotrichum graminicola M1.001
Lineage: Eukaryota; Fungi; Ascomycota; Sordariomycetes; Glomerellales; Glomerellaceae
Exons: 1
Biological process (GO): mycotoxin biosynthetic process
Source: RefSeq, a predicted model, not a curated record
UCUCCCACUUCAGGCUACGUUGGCGUGAUUGAGGUUUUUCAUCAACUCCACUGCAUCAAUGUAUUGCGGCAAUACGCAUGGAAGGAUUCAUACCCCGAGGGUCUGUUGCCAACUCUGCUGAAGUAUAACUCGCCGGAAGUCGCAAGACAACAUGCAGAUCAUUGUAUCGAAACGCUGCGACAAGCAGUCACGUGUAACAGCGACGUUACUCCGUUCCUUAUAUAUCAAAAAGAGCCUUCACCUGGGGGAGGUAGAGGUCUAGAUGAGGACUUUGGAGCAUUCCAUAAGUGUAGGAGGUUUGACAAACUAUUGGAUUGGGUCAACGAAAAUGGGGUUGUUGUUACAUGGAGCAACAUACAAGAUGAUAUGUGA